UUGAGGAUAUCUGGUGGCAUUGUUGAUUGUGCGUUUUUGCGGUGAACUGGUGGUUGCUUUUAGUUGUCGGCCCGGAAGGGAGUAUCUAGGUAAUGAGUAAGGCUACAUGUUGAAGUGAUUUAAUGCUCCUCUCUAUUAAUCAGGCGACGUGUUGCUACACCUUGUAGCAGGGUAAAUGAUUGCGCGGAUGUCGAUGUAUGUAUCCCUUAUCUCCGAUGACUGUAAGACUGAGAGUUCUUAUAGCCGACUGGCGUGCUCGACACAGCAGUAUAGCUUACGCAUCAGGGUUUUCAUGACGCUCUGAUGAUGGCGUGGGUUAUGAGUGAGUAAGCGUAGGGGUAUUACAAAGCCUAUUUCUGGUUAUAAAAGCUGUGGUGCAAGUGCAAGCAUACCUGAAUAUGGAUUAUCCGCUCUCCUAUGCGCGCUACUACCGAUAACUACAAUGGCCUCCAAUAAGUUGGACUUUAACUGUGCUCUCAUCACUGGUGGCGGCGGAGGAAUUGGCAAAGCACUUUCGGAGUACUUCAUUUCAAAGGGGAAGAAAGUCAUCAUUGCUGGACGAACGGAGUCCAAGCUUCAAGCCACUGCAAAGGAAAUAGGAGCUGCUGGAUAUUAUGUCCUCGACACGGGCUCGAUAUCUGAUAUCCCGGCUUUCAUCAAGCGCAUCAUCAGUGAUUAUCCAGAACUGGAUUGCUUGGUGAAUAACGCAGGUGUGCAGAGGCCCUUGCAAGUACAGAAGCAGACACCGGAGGACUUCCUCUCGAAAGCCGACAACGAAAUCAACAUCAACAUACGCGGGCCACUGCAUCUCGCAGUAGGAUUAUUACCUCAUUUCAAGACCAAGAAACAUGCUCUUAUUAUCAACGUAUCUAGCAUCCUAGGAUACGUACCGUUCUCAAUCAUCAACCCGGUAUAUAAUGGGACUAAGGCAUGGCUGCAUUUCUGGUCGAUGAAUCUUAGGAGUCAACUUAAGGAUACGAAUGUGAGGGUGGUGGAGGUUGCGCCUCCGACUGUGGCUACGGAUUUACAUCGCGAGAGGGAGGAUCCUGAUGAUAAUAAGAAAGAGAAUAACCCGAAUGCGCUAUCGGUGGAUGAGUUUAUGCUGGAGGUUUCGGAGAAGUUGGAGAGAGGAGAUGAUACGAUUGGUGCGGGAUUAGCUGGGGAGGUGGUUGAGAAAUGGUAUAAUACGUUUGGGGAUAUGUAUAAAGAUUGAUUGAUUGUAUGUGUUGACGGGAUGAAUGGCAAUGACGAUGAUGAUGACGAUGACGAAGAGAGAGUGGAAAAAGCAAGAGGAAAAAGAAAAGGGGGUGGGGGUAGUGAUGAGGUAAUCAUCGCACUUAAAGACACCCUACAUUAAGACCGAAUGCUGCCUAAUCUAUUACCUAAGGUUCGAUGGUGUAACAUUAGAUAAGCUAGAUUGAAGCCUAAGUGGCGUUGCACAAGCACGAGCCACACCCCGCGGUCCCCACCUUUAUUAGGUUGCCCAGACAAAAUGCAAAGUUAUGAUUGCUUAUGUCUUGUUAUGACGCAGUAUUUUUGAUCUCUCCCAC
Molecule: messenger RNA, 1550 nt
Organism: Hypoxylon trugodes
Lineage: Eukaryota; Fungi; Ascomycota; Sordariomycetes; Xylariales; Hypoxylaceae
Product: NAD(P)-binding protein
Exons: 1
Coding region: 443-1213 (256 amino acids)
Cellular component (GO): membrane
Source: RefSeq, a predicted model, not a curated record